Drosophila santomea is the source of this 1818-nucleotide messenger RNA. RefSeq names its product heat shock 70 kDa protein 14. The transcript has a single exon. The record is from RefSeq and is a predicted model, not a curated record. NCBI's taxonomy places the organism in Eukaryota, Metazoa, Arthropoda, Insecta, Diptera, Drosophilidae. Gene Ontology annotation, molecular function: ATP binding; ATP-dependent protein folding chaperone. The coding region runs from base 160 to 1701 and encodes 513 amino acids. Gene Ontology annotation, biological process: protein folding. Gene Ontology annotation, cellular component: cytosol; nucleus.
ACAUCGCCGUGACAUAAUACCCCGCCAGUGUUGCAAAAUACUCUGUCAUACAACACUACCGCGCGUGCUGGAAAAAAACGUGCGCGUUUAUUCGUCGCAUUUUGUUAAGAUUAUUCCUUAAAUCCGAGUACUUCUGCCUCCGAAACCGACUCCCCAAAGAUGUGGCCGCGAUUUGGCAUCAAAAUUGGCAACAGCACGCUCUGCAUCGCCCACGUGCGCGCGGAUGGCAAGGCGGAGGUGAUCGCCAACAAACAGGGCGAUCGAGUGUCCCAGGCAUGCCUUCUCUGGGACGGAGUCUCGGAGAUCGAAUGUGGCCUUACGGCCAAGCAGAAGAUGGCCACCCGUCCGCGCCAGGCGGUGGCCCACAGCUUUCAGCUGCUUCAGCCUAAGGAACAGCUCACUGAUGAGAAACUGUCCAGUGCGCUGCGGGAAAUUCCCUGCGACUUUGACAAGGAGGAGCUGAUGUUCCGGAUGGAGCACACUGUACCCUCCGAAAAGGAGGACCAGGACGACAGAGUUGUGACCAAGGACCUCAGCGCCUAUCAGGUGACGGUGGAGCUGCUGCGCGCUGAGCUGGAGCUGGCCCAUCAAUAUCACACGGACGGGGAACAGGCACCCAUCGCCGUGCUCUCCAUACCCAGCUACUAUCCCGCCUCGGCCUACAAACUGUUAGCAGAUGCCGCUCAAACCGCUGGUUUCCACGUGGCCCAGAUUAUUAACGAACCCACGGCCGCCGUUCUAGGCUACAGUAUCGGCGAGGAGCAGACGGAAGAGCUCCGCCAUGUGCUGACAAUCAAAUGCGGUGGCUUAUACAGUGACAUCGCCUUUUAUGCCGUCCAAAAUGGCCUGUUCGUCCAGCUGGCCACUUUCGGACCCUUCCCCAUUGGUGGCCGGCAAUUCACCGAGGCCUUGGUGCAGUUCAUUUGCGAGGAGUUCCGCCGCAAGUACAAGCUAGAUCCGCAUGAGUCUCGUCGCUCAGUGGCCAAAAUCCGCACUGCCGCCGCCAACUGCAAACACAUCCUGACCACUAUGCCUUCCACGCAACUUUAUAUCGACUCCCUGAUGGACGGCGUUGAUUACAAUGCCCAGAUGUCGCGUGCUCGCUUUGAGAGCCUCAUCCAGCCAGUUAUCAAUAACCUCAUUCAGCAACUGGGCGAAUGUGUGGAGCAGGCGCAAAAGGAGCAUCCUGGAUUGAGUAAAAUUGAUGACAUCGUUCUACUCGGCGCCACAAUGCAAAUACCCAAACUUCAGGCGGCAGUAGGGGCCCGCUUCCCGGACGCGAAGCUCCACAACAGCCAUUCGGCGGACGAAGUGGUGGCCAUCGGCUGUGCGCGCCAAGCUGUCUGCCUAAUUGACCCCCUCGAACAGCAGCUUCACAAGGAAGAGGAUUGCGUGGUGGCUGAGGAUGACUUGUACAUUUGGCACGGCAAUGACGAAUCUAACGCCAAGUUGGUCCUGGGCAGAGGUAGUGUUCUGCCCGCCAAGAUACGGAUAUCACUGCCUCAAUCAGAGGAGGGAGAGGGUGACGACAUAAGCAAAGGAACUGCUUCGUUUAAGCUGCGAACUGGAGAGAGCGAGAUACUGGCCCGUCUGCCCGACAGCACGACACCGGAGGAUGGCCUUUACCAGCUAGAGGUUGAGGUAGAUGUGGACGAUAAGGAUGGCAACGUGGUGCCGCUGGUGCGACUGCGCUGCAUGUGAGAGCCGGAUUGUGAACCGGGAUCGGUGCGAUGUCGCCUAGACUAUUUAUUGUUGCUAGCCUAAUGAUUACGAUACAAAAACCUAAUAAAGAUAAAUACGAAAGCGGCAAACGAAAAA